Vollenhovia emeryi is the source of this 1229-nucleotide messenger RNA. RefSeq lists its product as uncharacterized. The record is from RefSeq and is a predicted model, not a curated record. The transcript has 3 exons. NCBI's taxonomy places the organism in Eukaryota, Metazoa, Arthropoda, Insecta, Hymenoptera, Formicidae. Bases 372 to 833 code for a protein of 153 amino acids.
UAUAAGAAAUAUAAUUUCUAAAGAUUUUUGUUCGCUAAAGAGGUUAGCGGUUUGAGGACGAAUCCUUAGUACAAACGUGUGGUCUAUGUGAAACAAUCUGUGAGAAAUCAGAGAUCGUAAAUCAUUCUUAUCUCGUAGGGUACACACAAUACAUAACCGAUCCUCAAACAUAUUAUUUUUAUCCUUUAUUAGAUGAUGGAGUGACCAUAAUUAGAAAACGCAGAUUGCCGAAUGACGAACAACAAGUGGUAGCGACGCUAUUGCAGGAAAAAAAGUAAUUAAAAUGUUCGAGAUCGAACGUUCAAACUAAUUUCUCUUCUAGGAGUCUCUCGCGAGAGGAGACUUCUGGAAGAUUACUUCCCACACGACACAUGGACGUCCCUUGGGCGUCCAAAGGACGUCCCGAGCUCUCCGGUUGGGCGCCCAUUUCCUGUCCCGAAUCUGUCCCAUGGACGCUCCAAGGGCGCGCAAUGGAUGCACCAAUGACCGCUCAUUUGACGCCCAUUGGGCGCCCAUUUUGGGGACAUAGGGACACGAAAUGGAUGGUCUUUGGGCAUAUUUCGGAUCUCUUCAGAUUUCGUCAACACUCAAAUGCCGCUCAUUUGACGCCCAAUGGAUAUCCAUUCGACAUCUAUUGGACAUUCAUCCGAUGCCCGUUGGGCAUCCAUUCGACAUCUAUUGGACAUUCAUCCGAUGCCCGUUGGGCAUCCAUUCAACGCCCGCGCGAUGCCUAUGGCCACGGUCUUACAGGUCCGGAAAGUUAUAUGGUGGGGGUAGGUCGAAUUUUUAAGCCAAUAAUCGUUUGUCUUUGGCCACAAGAGUCGCUGCGGUAAGGUAGUAGACAGAGACACAGAUAUAGAACCCGUGAUUUCUAUAUCUGUGUCUGUCUACUACCCUACCGCAGUGACUCUCGUGGCCAAGAGACAAACGUUUAUUGGCUUAAAAAUUCGACCUAUCUCCACCACCAAAAUUUGGCCUGACCUUCCGGACCUGUAUGUAAGACCGUGCCUAUAUGGCUGGUAUUCAUAGUCGAUUAAUUCUUAUAUUGAAGAUCGUCGUAAGUACUAUAGUAUAUCUUAUUUUGUCAUCUACCAAUCACAGAGCCGUAUUAGCAUCUUAAGAUAUUAUUUAGGACUGUCUUAAAGUAAGAUCCGACUAUGAAUACCGGCCUAUAUUUACAAUUUGGAUAGGAAUAAAGCAGAUAUUUAUAUUUUUUGCAGAUUUUGAAA